GGCCAUUCCCAAGCGGGGGCAAGCGACUCGUCGGCGCUCAUGUUGGCAUUUUUGUGAUUACCAUCAUCGUAUCCUUCAGUUUUUUUUAUUUCAAUCCGGACUCACAAAAAUCUAUCAUAGCAUCCAUAAAAUACGGCAGGGGCGAUGAGCAAGCUAUACAUAGGAAAUUUACCGGCAGACGUCAACGAAGGAUCUCUUCGGGAACUUUUUCACGAACAAACCGGCAUUGUACCCAAAUCUGUACUCGUGAAGAAAGGUGGCUAUGCUUUCGUCGAAUGCUCUGAUCAGCAGUCGGUUGACAAGGUCAUAGAAGCGCUAAACGGGCAUUCAUUCAUGGGGUCACAACUGCUUGUGGAGCCUUCCGUGCCUCAAAACCGGAGCAGAAGUCGCUCACCACGAGUUCAGGUGAGCAACAUCCCCAACCAUGUUGAGCGGGAAGACGUCCACCAGCUUCUUUCCACCUUCGGCAAUGUGCAAAACCUUGAGCAGGUUCCUUCGAAGACAGAAAGUGCAACGUACCGUGUGCAAGUAACUUAUGAAACUCAAGAACAGGCACAGCAGGCUGUUGCUCAACUGAGGGAUUAUGAGUACGAAGGCUCUAUGCUCAGGGUGGAGUAUGCAACAGACAUGAACCGUAACAACCGUAUGGGGCGAAUGGGUCGUGUCCCUUUCCGCCCGUUUGGGUACCCUGGCAACCAGGGAUCUCCUAUGCGUCCUUCAGACUUUCCCCUCAGGAUACUCGUACUCAGUGACAUGGUAGGUGCUAUCAUUGGUAGAGCAGGUGGUACCAUACGACAGAUCACGCAGCAAUCUAGGGCCAGGGUUGACGUGCAUCGCAAAGAAAACGCUGGCUCUCUCGAAAAAGUGAUCACCAUUUAUGGGAACCCAGAGAACUGUUCUCUGGCUUGCCAGAAGAUCUUGGAAGUGAUGGAGCAGGAAGCAAGCAAUACUAAUAGAGGGGAAGUUCCUCUGAAGAUUCUUGCGCAUAACAACCUGAUUGGACGCAUCAUUGGGAAAAAUGGAAACACCAUCAAGCGCAUCAUGGAACAGACAGACACCAAAGUGACGGUCUCGAGCAUGCACGAUGCCAAUGCCAUGAGCCUGGAACGAGUAAUAACUGUGAAGGGCAAGCCAGAUGGAGUGUCUCGAGCGGAACAGAUGAUCAGCGCGAAGCUGCGCCAGAGCUACGAGAAUGACCUGGCUGCCUUGGCCCCUCAGGCCCUCAUGUUCCCUGGCCUACACCCGAUGGCCCUGAUGGGCACAAUGGGUGGGGGAGGCGGCUACCACCCUCCUCCGCCUCAUCCGCGUGCUGCCUAUGGUGGCGGCGGCGGGGCCUACAUGCAUCCCUCCGCCCAGGCAGGGCCGUACCCGCAGAACGACCCCACGGGGAAGGAGGUUGUGUACGUGUACAUACCCAAUGGCACUGUGGGUGCCGUCAUCGGAACUGGGGGUUCCAGUAUUAGAGACAUGAUCAUGGCUUCUGGUGCUACAAUCAAGGUUGCUCAGUCAAACAAGGAUGAACCCACGGAUUCUCACGAAAGGAGGGUGACGAUCAUUGGUAACCCGGAGUCCCAAUGGAAAGCCCAGUACAUGAUCUUCAAGAAAGUGUGCUUUGAGGGAUGCGGAGGAUCUCAAGACGGAACGUUGAGAGUUGAAAUCUAUGUGCCAUCCAACCAAGUUGGAAGAAUUAUCGGAAAAGGAGGCCAAACGGUUCGUGAGCUUCAACGGCUGACACGCGCGCUGAUCAAGCUGCCGGACGAAAGUCAGAAUGCCAACACGGAGGAGACCCCAGUUCACCUCCUAGGAGACUUCCUCAGUACACAAGCUGCCCAACGCCAGAUUCGCGCCAUGGUGAACCGUAAUCAAAUGGCUAGCGGACAGCCACCCUUUCCUCCGCACCUCCGCAGCGGGCGCCGAAAUCUGCCCCCUCAAGGCCCCCCUCGGCCUCCUCCGCCUCCUCCAGUGCAACCAGGGAACUAGUUCUCAGAGGCAGGGGAAAUAUUCGCUUUUCCUGCUGCCACGGUUCCCCCUCCUCCAGUAGCUGUUCCCCACAUUGGAUUGGAUCGGAUUGGGUUGGAUCAAGGACCGCGGUCUUGGCUCCGUGUAAAGGGACGACGCUGCUGCAGGAGGGGGGGCCGUAACUUUAUUUCUGUUAUUUUAUUAUUAUUUUUUUCACGAGGAGGUACGGGUGAUCCGAUGGACAGAUGUGGUGAUGUUGGAGGUCACUUUGUUUGGUUUUCAAAGGGCACACAGGUAGCAGAGACGCAUAGCAGUUUGGAUGUUGCUCCUUCGGCAGUUUUUGUUUUAAUUUAAACGUUCGUAUUUGACGUGAACAAACUCGAUUGGACUUUGGGGGUUGAAAUGGACUUUGAUAGAUAUGGCCUCGACGACAGUCUCCCAUUUGUUGGAUGCCGAAGGAUCAACAUCAUAACCGCUGGUGGAUGCGUGGUUUUUAUACAUUUGCGGGCGCAGAGAAGAACGACCAGUUGUUCGGCAUAGAGCGCCACCAAUGGGCAAAUGCGGGGGGAGCGUAGGCUUAGCCGCGUUUCUCCAUGGUGGUGCCCUAUGCUCUCUGCCUCACCAUCACAAUUGAGGACGGACAAGCGGCAGUGACUGCGCUCUGUUACGAGUUGUUGUUGUGCUCACCGAUAGCAGUAGAGAGGCAGCUGUGGGUUGCACUGGCAAAGCUUCUUCAUUUGUACAGGGAGCCAGAGUGAUUUGUUGGUGCCUCCGCAGCGGAGGGAACCGCCCUCGAUCUGGUGUGCACUGAGGUGAAACACUGCCCAACGGGUGACUGCUCGGAGCACCUGGGCGGCAGUUUCGUGCGGGGGCCCCCUCGCUGUCCUUCCAAGACCCGGCCCUGCACCGAUUUCACGGCGCGGCACGACGGUCCCCGGGACCGGUCAACGUCUGCCGCCGCGUCCCGCUCGAAUGUACUGCGGAUCCUUCUGCGGAAAUUCUGCGUGUGUACAUUCAUGUGACUACACGGAAGCACGUGCAAGAAUGGAGAGAGAGCUACAAAUUGUUGACUUAUAUAAUAUACGUGAGUGUGUGUGUGUGCGUGCGUGUGUGCAUGUGCGUGUGACGGAGGUGGAGACGCUUCAUUUUGUAAGAUGUUAUUGUCGGAGAGUUUUUAUUUUUGAUACUUGUUGGAGAAACCAUUUUUUUGUUGUCGUCCUUUUGCGACGAGAGGGAGAGAGAGAGAGGUGGCACUUUUUGCCGCAGCUUUUCCCUUCUUUCUUUUUUUUUUUUUUUAAAGACUAUGACCUGAAUAGCAAGAAAGGAAGCGCUUGGGAGGGGGGCGUUCACGCCCCCCCCCGGUCUCUGUCGCUAUCCUCGAAGAGAUCACAUAACAGGUACAAGCAGAAGACACACCAUAAAGGGCUGCAUGGUAGAAAGAAAUCUGUGCCACGUUUCUCCAAUAAGGCUCGUUUUUUAUAACUGGAUUUCAAGGACACUUCUCCGUAAGACGAACCUGCAGACGACGUUCUGUUCCGGCUACGCGAGGAGCGCCGGCAUUGUUCCUCUGCACCGUGGAAACCUAGAGGCUGAACGGCCACACACAGUGACAUCUGCUUCAGACAGAUAACCUCUAAUCCCCCUUCACCCCCUGAUUGCCAGAAAGCCAAACAAAGCCUCUACAUAACCUUUGUUCGUUCAAGACGAAGACCCACGACGUCCCCGUCGCAACACCGAGGCGUAAUGAUUCUUUUUGAAUGCCUGCCGCAGGCAAAUAGACGAAGAUGAUGGAUUUUUUUUUUUCUUUUUCUUUUUGUCGCUCCCUCGUGGAGAUCGAUAAGCCGAGGUUGCCCCCCCCACCCUCGAGUCAUUACUACCUCAUCAACUGUACGAGAGUGUGCUUGAUUGUCACUACCAGAGUCGCAUCUAUAUUUAUCGGUACCUCGUGGUGACCCCCAAUCGCACCUCGGAUUUUUUUUUCAAUAUUUUUUUUUGCAUUACGUCGGCUCCGGCAACCUUUUUUCGUCCGUCACGGGCUGCGAUAGUAUUUGCCCGGAGUUGCUGGUAACCCGAUUCAACCUCGGACGCUGUUCGUUAAGCACAGCUUGGAAACUCUAGGCCGGGAAAAAUAUCUUUCUCACGUUUCCACUCUCUAUGAGAUUUCAUCCUUGUUCAUUCUGCGCUUCACAAGGAUUUGGAGCUCUUUGCUUUGUUACUGGUCCACAGGAGAGCCCACGAAAGCUCGUCGACAAGCUGAACUUGUUUGCAGACACGAAAGCCAACAGGUUUAAGCAGCUGUGCUGCCUUUCGCCCGGGAAGGCACGCUCAAGAUUUUCAGUGUUCUAUACCGCUUGCAUUCAUAUACAGUAUGUAUAACCGCUGCCACCCUGAUACUUCAACUGCUGUCGCAGUUUAGUUUCUUUUUUGCAAGAUAGUCUCGUCCUGCACUUUUGAUUAACACUUGUAACUCUGGGCAGGCGAUUGAAAUUUGUUGUAUCUGUGCUGUCCUGGUUGGUGAUGAUUUCGUUUCUUGCGUAGGACAGCAUGCCAGUUGAUCAUUGUACUUGUAGCUUAGCAGUGGGGUUAUUGAAUUAUUCACCGAAACUGCUGCAGGAUUGAAGCUGUUUUAUUGUCCGAUGUGUCUUACGGCGACGACGCUCUUCUCGGUUAUUGGUCGAGGAGAUUUAUUAUUUUUUUUUGCUUCGGAUGGCUGCAGAUGAUUCAGCUCUGAACUAACUUUGCUCUUUUUUUUUUUUUUCUUUUUCGGAGAACACUUUCGAAGCUCGCAAUCCUGCAGUUUUUGCGGCGCCCUUUCUUCGUUCGCUGUUCCGCAAUUAUCUGUAGGCCUAGCUUGAUUAAUUUUUGCUUUCAUUGUUUGAUAUGCAUACCCGCCGCGGCAUGAUAGCCGCCGGCACUGAUGCCGCACCAGUUAUCCGUUUUUGCUCCGCGGGGGACGUUCUGCAGUAACUGGGGCAGGAACCUUUUUUUUUUUUUUUCUGUGUGGGCUUAGCAAAGUUAAACUGAUGGUAAACUUGUAACUGUUUUUCUUUUUGAAUGUGUAUGAUGCCAUAGUUAGUAUGUGACCAGAAAGUGUGGCUUAGACAGGUAUUCUGUGCAGGCUACUCACCCUGCCUUGUUUGUUGGUGCAAUGCUGACAACCGCUAAGGGGACAGACUCUUACACACAGCAAGGUCGUUUGACGCAACUGGUCUUAGUUUCUCUGUCUUUGAUGUUCUGUCAGUAACUUAACAUAUCCCAAGUAAAUACAGGAUGGUCAUGUUUUUGUGCAGUCAGGAAAACUUCAAGGCGAAUCUGUAUGAGAGUAUGGACGCAAUACAGGUCUUGUUUUGA
Ornithodoros turicata is the source of this 5310-nucleotide messenger RNA. RefSeq names its product insulin-like growth factor 2 mRNA-binding protein 1 (gene Imp). The record is from RefSeq and is a predicted model, not a curated record. The transcript has 14 exons. Lineage: Eukaryota; Metazoa; Arthropoda; Arachnida; Ixodida; Argasidae. Gene Ontology annotation, cellular component: cytoplasm; nucleus; cytosol. Bases 145 to 1980 code for a protein of 611 amino acids. Gene Ontology annotation, biological process: nervous system development; regulation of gene expression. Gene Ontology annotation, molecular function: mRNA 3'-UTR binding.